Messenger RNA from Styela clava, 2675 nucleotides. Its product is annotated as acetyl-coenzyme A synthetase 2-like, mitochondrial. Gene Ontology annotation, molecular function: AMP binding; acetyl-CoA synthetase activity. Gene Ontology annotation, cellular component: mitochondrion. Lineage: Eukaryota; Metazoa; Chordata; Ascidiacea; Stolidobranchia; Styelidae. The record is from RefSeq and is a predicted model, not a curated record.
GAACCGAAAAGUGUUGGUUUUCACAGUACCAGCUGUCCCAACCUUCUAAUUCUUCGGAAUGUGGUGCGCGGUUAGGGGAAUUUUCCACAAUGCUAUCGACGCAAUCGACUCUGCAAAUUAGAGACGCGCUUGCUGGCUGCUGCUAUAUGCGUAGUGGUCGCGUCCUUGUUUCAUAUUACUGUAUUAGCCAUCCAGUACAUUGGAGAUUAAUGGCAGUAUGUGGUCAAGAUCAAAACAUUCUUUCUUUUCUGUUAUAUUGGGGAGAUGUCGAAUCAACGGCAAGUGGAAUACUAAACUUGCCAUUCCUCCAAUUGGUAAAAGGCACAAGAGUUUCUUAUCAACAGAUAUGCCUGAAGCUGCAAAUUUCCCCAACAUAAAUACAUACGAAGAUUUGUACAAAUUCAGUAUUGCGCAUUCGGACAUGUUUUGGGGAGAACUUGCCAAGUCUCGACUACAUUGGGACCAACCAUUCACAAGAGUUUCAGAAUGUAAUAUGCAUGAGGGAAAAAUAAAGUGGUUCGCAGACGGUAAACUCAAUGUCAGCUAUAAUUGUGUUGACAGACAUGCAAAUGAGACACCAGAUAAGUUGGCAUUAAUUUGGGAAAAAGACCAGCCAAAUGAAGUUGAAAGUGUUUCAUACAAAGAACUUCUAUCCAUGGUUUGCAGGAUUGCAAAUUGCUUGAUGGCUCAAGGAAUAAAGAAAGGAGAUUGUGUAACAAUUUACAUGCCCGUCUCACCAACUGCAGUGGCAACAAUGCUAGCAUGCGCACGAAUAGGUGCUGUUCACAAUGUUGUUUUUGCUGGAUUCAGUGCAGAGGCACUUGCACAAAGAAUUCAAAGUUCAAGCUCGAAAAUGGUUAUAACCACUGACCAAGGUGUACGAGGUGGGAAAGUUAUUGAAUUGAAAAGGACUGUAGAUGAUGCAGUCAAAACAUGCCCAAGUGUACAAACAGUCCUUGUCAGCAAGAGAACUGGAGCUAAUGUACCAAUGAGUGAAAAAGACAUUGACUUUGAUGAAGCAAUUGUUAAUGAAAAUUCAUGGUGCGAACCAGUGUCUAUGGAUAGUGAAGAUUGGCUGUUUACAUUAUACACAUCCGGGAGUACAGGAAAACCUAAGGGAAUUGUUCACAGCCAGGCAGGAUAUCUACUUUACGCUACUGUCACAAGCAAAUUUGUUUUUGACAUACAAGAAGGCGACAUUUUUGGGUGUGUUGCUGACAUUGGAUGGAUAACGGGACAUAGUUAUGUAGUUUAUGGCCCUCUGAGUAAUGGCACUACAACAGUUCUAUUCGAAAGCACUCCAACAUAUCCAGAUCCAGGAAGAUAUUGGGACAUGGUUCAAAGAAUUAAACUAACACAAUUUUAUGGAGCGCCAACUGCCAUUCGUUUGCUUUUGAAACACGGAGACUCGUGGGUUAAGAAAUAUGAUAGAUCUUCUCUGCGAGUUCUAGGAAGUGUGGGUGAGCCAAUAAAUCAUGAGGCAUGGGAGUGGUAUCACUCUGUUGUUGGAGAGAAUAGGUGUACUGUUGUGGAUACAUGGUGGCAAACUGAGACCGGUGGGAUUAUGAUAACUCCCAGACCUUCUGGGGUGGAUGAUGCAAUUGAACCCGCUAUGCCAAUGCGACCAUUUUAUGGUAUUCAGCCCGCUUUACUUGAUGAAUCCAAGACAGAGAUUCAAGGGAAUUCAGUUUCUGGUGCUUGUUGUAUAAAAUAUCCAUGGCCAGGUAUGGCUCGAACCAUUCUUGGUGAUCAUAACAGAUUUAUAGAAACUUAUUAUAAACCUUAUCCUGGGUUAUAUUUUUCUGGAGAUGGUGCUAAUCGAACAGCUGAUGGUAAUUAUCAGAUAACUGGUCGCAUGGAUGAUGUGAUCAAUGUAAGUGGACACAGACUCGGAACUGCUGAAGUGGAAGAUGUUAUUGAUGAACAUCAUGCAGUUGCAGAAUCUGCAGUUGUUGGUUACCCUCAUGAUAUAAAAGGAGAGGCUCCAUUCGCAUUCUUGACAUUGAAAGAGAAUCAAAAUAUUUCGGCUGAGGAUUUGGAAAAGGAGUUAAAACAAAUGAUAAAGGAGAAAAUAUCUUCAUUUGCAAUACCUGAUAUUUUUAUCGUCACAGAUGGACUUCCUAAAACAAGAUCAGGGAAAAUAAUGCGCAGGAUAUUGAGAAAGAUAGCAGUGGAGGACACUGAUAAUCUUGGUGAUGUCAGUACGUUGGCUGAUCCAUCUGUGGUGAAAAAACUUGUUGCAUCGAGAAAAAUUUUAAAAAAAACCUAAAUAUUGUGUUAUUUUAUUAUCAAGACAUUGGGUUGUUGCAAUUCAUUUUUCACUUCUAAUAAUUGUUUUACGUAUCAUUAAUGAGCAAUCAAUCAAUUUUGUAUAUAUUCAAUAGAUUCUAUAAAUUAAACACUUUCAUAUUAAAUACAUGUGCUAUAUUUAAUUUCUCUUUAUCAUGUCAGCCCCGAAUCGCUUGUGUUAUCUAUUGUCUCACUCAUACCUCAACUCAUUGAAAUCACAUCUUCACUAAGGAAUUGUCAAAUAUUAGCCAACGGUGUUAUAAAUUUCAUUGCAUUUAUUUUAUUGCUUGGAACAAACGAUCUUUUCAUGUGUGUACCAUUUCUUUUAAAUGUGCAGCUUUAAUAUACUUAAUCUUAAAUACAUCCAUCACAAGUGGCCUAUAUAG